AUGCCUGAUGAUAAAGAAGCACCUGUAUAUACAGCUGAAAAAAUUUUACUUAAACGAAUACGAAAAGGAAAAGUUGAAUAUCUAAUUAAAUGGAAAGGAUGGGCUGCUAAAUGGAAUACUUGGGAACCUGAAAAACAUAUUUUAGAUAAAUUACUUAUUGCAGAUUUCAAUAACAGAAAUCGAAAACGUCAAAAAAGUAAAUCUUUAGUUCGUAAUAGUGUAAAUAAAAGUCAAACAACAAUAAAAACUCGUUCAAAUAAUUCCGUAAGAAUACGUCGUUUACGUAGUUCAACAUCAUCAGAUAUAUCAACAUCAGCUGUUGUUUCUCCUCCAACAAUAAAUGAUGAAAAUAAUGAUGAUGAUUUUUUAUCAAAGAAAAAAUCUGAUAAUGAUCGAGUUGAAGUUUAUAAACUUCGAUCAAAUCGAAAUGAAAAACUAGAAACGAAUGAAAAAGAUUUAUCUGACUUAUUAAAAGAAUCUGAUCAUGAAGAAGAAGAAGAAGAAGAAAAAGCAGAAACAAUUGUUAGUCAUACACCAAAAUUUGAUGAAUCUAUAAGAGAAUUUUUAUGGCAACCAAAGGAAAUUUCACCGUCAACAACAAUAACUGAAGUAACGGAUCAAAGUGGUGUAACCGUUUUAAUUCGAGAAUUUAAUGAUAUUCCAACAUCAAAUAUAAAUAGACCAGCACGUUUUCUUGGAUAUGGAAAUGGAGGUCGUGGUGGAAGACAUUGA
Rotaria sp. Silwood1 is the source of this 732-nucleotide messenger RNA. The record is from the annotation of a GenBank genome assembly. Lineage: Eukaryota; Metazoa; Rotifera; Eurotatoria; Philodinida; Philodinidae.